CCGACAGUCCCGACAGUCCCGACUUCUCUCUCCGGUUCCUCUGUACAGUAAAAAUACAAAACAGUACAGUCAGUUGCAGCGUCUGGUCCGGUCCGGUUAACUUUCUUUGCAACGGUGACGACAGCAACAAUGGGUCUGCUACCAAAGUUCAAUGCCGAGCCCUACAAUUCGGAGAUCAUGAAGGUCUACACCUUCUGGGUUGGCGUUCUCACCCUCAAACUCCUGGCUAUGUCUUUACUCACCGCCAGGAUGCGAUUCCGUAAAAAGGUAUUUGCAAAUCACGAGGACACAAAGUUUGCUGUAAAAGGUCGUGUGACAUAUGAUGAUGAAGAUGUGGAAAGGAUCCGCAGAUCACAUUUAAAUGACUUGGAAAACAUACUUCCUUGGGUAGCCAUCACCUACGUUUUUCUUGGCAUUGGACCACCAAACUGGCUUGCCAAGGUCCUCAUCAAUACUUUUGUCCUCUCAAGAAUAGGGCACACUUUAUCGUAUGCCAUUUACUCGAAGCAGCCCUACAGAGCCAUAUUUUUCUUUACUGGUUUUGCUAUUACUGCUCUUCAGGCUCUUGCAGCAAUUUUCUACUCUAUUUAGAUGUGUGCUGCAAUGUAAGAUAUAUUUUUUGUAUCAUGUGACAAUCUUAACAUGAACUUGAGUGCAACUAUAUUUUCAUAUAUUCUUUAUACGAGUUUUUUUUAUAAUGACUAUGCGACGAAAAAAGAUUGUAACUAUUUUCACUGUUAAAUGGUAAAAAAAGAAAGAUAUUUUAUAAAUGGUUUGGAAACAUAAAGUAUUUUGCAUCCAAA
Copidosoma floridanum is the source of this 803-nucleotide messenger RNA. RefSeq names its product microsomal glutathione S-transferase 1. Gene Ontology annotation, cellular component: membrane. The record is from RefSeq and is a predicted model, not a curated record. Lineage: Eukaryota; Metazoa; Arthropoda; Insecta; Hymenoptera; Encyrtidae.